Haplochromis burtoni (Burton's mouthbrooder) is the source of this 1211-nucleotide messenger RNA. Its product is annotated as nuclear factor 7, ovary-like. The transcript has a single exon. NCBI's taxonomy places the organism in Eukaryota, Metazoa, Chordata, Actinopteri, Cichliformes, Cichlidae. The record is from RefSeq and is a predicted model, not a curated record. The coding region runs from base 82 to 624 and encodes 180 amino acids. Gene Ontology annotation, molecular function: protein binding.
GAUGAUCCACAGCUGCCCUCAGGAGCUCUGAUAGACCAGGCCAAACACCUGGGCAACCUGACCUUCAACAUCUGGAACAACAUGAAGGACAUGGUCUCCUACACUCCUCUCAUUCUGGACCCAAACACUGCUCAUCCAAACCUCAUCCUGUCUGAAGAUCUGACCAGUGUGAGAUAUGGAGGAGAGAAGCAGCAGCUUCCUGAUAACCCAGAGAGGUUUGAUUUGUUCUACUCUGUCCUGGGCUCUGAGGGCUUUAACUCAGGGACUCACAGCUGGGAUGUUGAAUUUGGAGACAGUAAAGGGUGGGAAUUGGGUGUGCUAGCAGAGUCUGUGCAGAGGAAGGGACUGAUACAGUCUGGAUUAUGGAGAAUAUGGUUCUAUGAAGGUAAAUACUCAGCACGCUCACCAUCAGCUCCUCUCACUGCUCUCUCAGUACAGAAGAAGCUCCAGAGGAUCAGAGUGAAUCUGGACUGGAACAGAGGAAAGCUGUCGUUCUCUGAUCCUGAUACUAACACACACAUACACACCUUCACACACACUUUCACUCACAGGAUGUUUCCAUAUAUUCAAACUUUGUGUAAAGUGAAGGUGUGUCCGUUGAAGGUGUCAGUGUCAGUGCACUAAAAAAAAGAGCAUGUUGGAUUUACUUAAUUUAUUAGUGGACAUUGGUUGCAGACAUUUUUUUUGCUUUGGCAGAAACUUACACAACUUAUUUAAAUCAACACACCUGAUUCAUAUUCAAUAAUACGGAAUAUUUUAGACCUUCACAAUUUUGUCAUUUUUUUGCAACACUAUUCAAUAACUUUUACCCCAAUACUACUUGGUGACAUAAAUACUACAUGUUGUCUUCAUAUUACAUAUGACAUGUUAAACAAAGUCUAGAGUCUGGCUAACAUAAAAAUUGAAUGGAUUUACAACAACUACCAUUCUCCUAUCUUUUUCCGGGUUGUAGGGCUUAGGUUGCAAUAGGUUAAGCCGCAGGGUACACCCUGGACAGCUCAUCCGAUUGGAUCCGAGUACACGAUGGACGGGUGGCAGACAUGGAGGGUCGUGUGCCUGGCGGGAUAAAAUUUGAACUUGAACUUACUAGAUUGUAUCAUGUCAUCUCAACAAGAACAAAUUAAGUUGAUGAAUUUCAUACAGAUCCUACAUGAUUUCAUUACGUUCACCACAAAAACAUGAAAUUAUUUUGUUCAAAUUAUAAGUUCGAU